AUGCGAAAACGCUACCGAGAUCUCAAGCCAUGGACACUUCUUCUGAGCGCUCUGCAAAUAUUGCAUUCAGUCUCCUCUCUACCCGAUUCCCCACCAAAAUUGCCUACAAAGACUCCAUCGGAGAUGCUGCUGCCAAUUGAUUCAACAACAGCUCUAAUGUGUGAACCGUUAUUUGUUGAGAACACAUCGAAAAUCGUGAAAGCUAACUGGUACAAGGACGGGCUAUUGGUGGCCACCGUUACAAACUCUAAAAACGCAAACUACGAGAGUCGCGAUGCGCCAAAAGGGGAAAACGCAUUGCCCGAGGUCGGUUUCCUCGUCAUCCGAAAUAUCACCCGAUCGGAUGAGGGUCUUUAUUGGUGUCAAUUGGAGGCGAAAGCUGAGAAGAUUGGCGAGAUUUUUGCGUUAACAGUGGCUUACGUGGGCACUGUUGCCCCAGAAAGUGAGAUAGAAUUUGUGCCGACUCGUCCCAAAAUGGGCGCCCCAUUGGUGGUCGUUUGCCCGCAUGUGAAAGCCCUUCCGAAAACGAGUGUCUCGUGGAAAAUCAACAAUCACCCGAUUUCUUCCUCAAAAUCGGAGCCGUUGAUCCUUUCGAAUUCAUCGCUUUUGUUGCGCAAAUUCCAUCUAUCGGACAUCGGCAUCUUCGAGUGCGUUCAGUCGAAUUUCGCCGGAAAAACCCGCAUUUUCGGCUAUUUGGGUAUGGAGAUGGUGAUCGACGGAGAUCAAGUUCCUGAUGAGGAUCCAGUGAUUGAAGGGAAUGGUCGACCAGAAUGGCCCGUUGUCUACGAAGUUCUCAUACAUUUUAUCAUUUUAUGUGUAGUGAUAUGCGGCCUCCUCAUCGUCUACAUGGUGUACACCCUUUUUUGCCUAAAAGGGGAUUUUUUUCAAUUUUCACUGCAUCAAUGUUUCAGAUCGUGUACCCGUUUGGGCGGAGGUCGAUGGAGGAAGCCGAUUUUCCCACAAGCCGACUACAUCGCUGCCAAUCAGAUUCUGAGAAUUCAGAGGGUU
Messenger RNA from Mesorhabditis belari, 1008 nucleotides. The record is from the annotation of a GenBank genome assembly. Lineage: Eukaryota; Metazoa; Nematoda; Chromadorea; Rhabditida; Rhabditidae.